GAAAAUACCCUGCCAGAGAAAAAUCAUUGUCUGGGUCACACUAAACCAGUCUUAGCAGCUUGCAGAAACCGACCUCCUGUGCUUUUCUUCCUCUGGCCCCAUGCGGGUCUGGGGCAUCAUCUGGUAGGCAUCACUGUGGCCAGGUGUCAGGUGGCUCUGGCUAACUUGGUGCUGUAUCAGAUAACUGCUGCCAGUACUUCCAGUGCCAGGUAGGAAGGAGCAGGAUCUCCCCAUGACUCUGGAUCACCAGCUGUGCUUCGACCAGGACACCGGGAUCCCAGCCUUGGAUAUGCACCAAGUGACAUGGAGUGGAUCUGUGAUCCCCAACUGAGUCAUCGGCGACUUGAUUCAAGAUGCCACCGGCCAUUGGAGGCCCCGUAGGAUACACUCCUCCUGAAGGAGGAUGGGGAUGGGCUGUGGUCAUCGGAGCCUUCAUCUCCAUUGGCUUUUCCUAUGCCUUCCCCAAAUCUAUCACAGUGUUCUUCAAAGAGAUUGAGGUCAUCUUCAAUGCGUCCAGCAGCAAAGUCUCCUGGAUCUCCUCCAUCAUGCUGGCUGUUAUGUAUGCAGGAGGUCCCAUCAGCAGCAUCCUGGUGAACAAGUAUGGCAGCCGGCCCAUCAUGAUCGCAGGCGGCUGCCUGUCCGGCUGUGGGCUGAUCGCAGCCUCCUUCUGCAACACGGUGGAGGAGCUCUACUUCUGUGUUGGGGUCAUAGGGGGUCUUGGACUUGCCUUCAACCUGAACCCUGCCUUAACCAUGAUUGGCAAGUACUUCUUCAAGAAGCGUCCACUGGCCAAUGGGCUGGCGAUGGCGGGCAGCCCUGUCUUCCUUUCUACCCUGGCACCCGUCAACCAGCUCUUCUUUGGCAUAUUUGGCUGGCGUGGCAGCUUCCUCAUCCUGGGUGGCCUCCUCCUGAACUGCUGCGUGGCUGGAUCCCUGAUGCGGCCCAUAGGUCCCAAGCCAGAUCAGCUGAAGAAAGAGGCCAAUAAGGAAGUGCAGCAGGAGGCUGGGAAGGCAGGGAAAAAGGAUGAUGGUGACACCAGCACGGACCUCAUUGAUGGAAAGGCCAAGAAAGAGAAGAGCUCAUUCUUCCAGACAAUCAACAAAUUCUUGGACCUGUCUCUGUUCACACACAGGGGCUUCUUGCUCUAUCUGUCAGGCAACGUAAUCAUGUUCUUUGGGUUAUUUGCUCCCUUGGUCUUCCUCAGCAAUUAUGCAAAGAGCAAGAAGAUUCCUAGUGACUCUGCAGCCUUUCUGCUCUCCAUACUGGCCUUUGUGGACAUGGUGGCCAGACCUUCCAUGGGACUGGUGGCAAACACCAAGUGGGUCAGACCACGCAUCCAGUAUUUCUUUGCCGUCUCUAUUAUUUACAAUGGGGUUUGCCACCUCUUGGUCCCCAUGUCCACCACCUAUGCUGGCUUCUGCAUUUAUGCUGGCUUCUUUGGCUUUGCCUUUGGCUGGCUGAGCUCGAUCCUGUUUGAGACCCUGAUGGACCUGGUGGGAGCUCAGCGGUUCUCCAGUGCUGUUGGUCUGGUGACCAUCGUGGAGUGUUGCCCUGUGCUUCUGGGACCCCCUAUGCUAGGGAAGCUCAAUGACAUGUAUGGUGACUACAAGUACACGUACUGGGCCUGCGGGGUUGUCCUGAUCAUCGCCGGGAUCUACCUCUUCAUUGGGAUGGGCAUCAACUAUCGCCUGGUGGCAAAGGAGCAGAAGGCGGAGGAGAAAGCAAAGAAUGAAGGGAAGGAGGAAGAGACCAACAUUGACGAGGCUGAGAAGCAGAAAGAGGCAAACAAUGAUGUGGCCCCCUCACCUCAGAAGAAUGUGGAGGAUGGUGUCAAAGAGGAGGAGAGCCGCAUGUGAGGGACUGGUCUUAAUCCCGGAGUGUCGGGGAAGCGCUGCUGCCCUGGUGCGGCGGCCGGGGCAGAGCUCUGCUGGCGCUGGGUGGCCGUGAGAAGUGUUUAAACCAGGUGUUCAUUUUUAAACAGGCUCUGAAUUGUCUUUCCAUCUGUGUUAAACAAAGGUAACAGGACUACAUAUGCAGUAUCCUCAUGUGUCCAGGGGCAGGGGGCUUUUAUAGUCUGGCUUUUUAACAGUAACAUGAAUGUACUAAUAUGUGCCUUACAGUCUCCAUAUCUAGCUGAAUCUGAAGGAGCCUUAACUAAACUGUGCUUCAGCUCUGUAUUCUGCUUGGGGUUGGGGGGUGGGGGGGUUAUGUGUGUGUUUUGGGGAGUUUUGUUGUUAAAAAGCCAUAAAAGCAGGAUACUGGAUUUGUUGAAGCAUGUUGGGCUUCAGGGCCGGCCCUGAAUGAAUACUGCUUCACACGCUUCUUACUGCAGGCCCUCUGCGGGGGAGAUGCGGGCAUGGGGCAAGGUGCUCCUCAACCCCCGUGCUCAGUGCCUCCUGGCUCUUUAGGUGGUCUUUUAGGUAUGUUUUGAAAACACUUUAGCUACUGUAGUUCUUUAAAAUCCCUGUUUUUGUAGCUGUUUUCUCAUGGGAUAUUCAGGUUGAAGAAAGAUAGCUGCAGUUCCUGUCGGGCAGCAUCACCCACUCCAGGGCUGUGGCAGCCCUGCUUGCCCAAGCCUUCCUUGGGGAGUGUUGGGGUUCCCCCUGCCUCCCCACUCUGCCUCAAUAGUGCCUCUUCUCAGCCCAGUGCAGUGUGAUGUGAAAUGGGUUCAGGUUGUGGUGCUGGCAUUCAUGCUGCUGUCGGCUGUGCUGCCCCAUCCUGCUCGUGGGGUGGAUUUCCACCAGAGCGUCCCUUCCAGCCAAGUGUUUUGGGUGCCUGACCUUGGGCAGAGUGGUGAGGUGGGUGGACAUGGUACAUCCCUGAGACUUUAUCUGCUUUUGCUCUUUUAUCUGUUAGAGAAACCUCUUUUACUUGCUUCUGUUCAACUGAGAUCUUAAGGCAGUGGAUGCUGAACCUCUCACAUCUAGGACACGUAAGGGGGAGGAAAGAAUUUGUACGUAUUUAUUUUUUAUUUUUUAGUGUUGGAAAAUAUCUCACGUAUGUGGAGCAGGUUAAUGGCUCUCAAGUUCUAGUAAAUGUUGAUCAGAAUUCAUGUUAAGAGGCUGAGUUUUUUCAAAUAAACUUGUUUUUUUACAAUUUA
Parus major (Great Tit) is the source of this 3100-nucleotide messenger RNA. RefSeq names its product solute carrier family 16 member 1 (gene SLC16A1). Gene Ontology annotation, cellular component: membrane. Gene Ontology annotation, biological process: transmembrane transport; monocarboxylic acid transport. The transcript is spliced from 5 exons. Gene Ontology annotation, molecular function: monocarboxylic acid transmembrane transporter activity. NCBI's taxonomy places the organism in Eukaryota, Metazoa, Chordata, Aves, Passeriformes, Paridae. The record is from RefSeq and is a predicted model, not a curated record. Bases 354 to 1856 code for a protein of 500 amino acids.